AUGGUCCGUCCAGCCACUAAAAUGUUCCGUUACGUGCGAAAACGCCCUAACAAAACCGGAAACAGGGGUCUCCAUAGAAACCCGGAGGACCAAACAUUUCUUCAGAGUCAGUUUUUCAGAAACAUGACAGGAGACAGCGACUACAGCAAGUACGACUUGACUCGCUUGCAGGAAGAACUUGAGCAGGAGAGAGAAAUGAAAGAAAUGCUGGAAGACUCCGUGUCUGAUUUACGGAAUACCAUGUUUGAACUACAAGAAAGACUGCACAGUGUUGAUGGGGAAGGAAAUGAGUGGAAGACAAGGUAUGAGACUCAAAUAGAGUUAAAUGGACAGUUGGAAAGACAAAUGUCACUGAUUCAUGAGAGACUGGAGGACCUACGAGGAAACCCCAUGGAUCGAUUGGCCUCCAUCCGCUCUUAUGAUGACAUGCCUGUGGAGACACUGAAGCAGCGACUGAAGAUCCUGACUGAAGAGAAGUCUGACCUCCAGAGUCAGCUGAUGGACUGUCAUCUGCAAAUUGAACAGGAGGGAAAGGCAUUUCACAAAACUAAUGAUGAGAGGCGGGCAUACCUUUCAGAAAUUGCUAAGCUGUCCUCCACCCUUGAUGUCCAAAGAAGACAGUACUCCCACCAGCCACAGAGGGCACCAGAGAGCAAACAGAAUAGAGUGAAGCAGGCCAGCAGGAUGGAAGAGGCUAAAUCUAAGAAAGGAAAAGAGAGAGGAGAAGAUGGAGGAGGCGUGCGUUUGACAGGAGGCGGUGUUAGUGGAGCAACAGUAGAGAGAAGAGAAGAGAAGAAAUUCCAAAAGGGAAGCAGGUUACCAACAGUCAAAUCCUAGCUGAUACAGAAACCAGAUCCAAAGUCUGGGGUUAUAGGAGUAUGAUAAAAUGUAAAAAGAAUCAAUGUUACUCAGUACUUGUUAUGUGGAUUGUUGAAAAAUUGCUAUAUACUUGUAUUUUUAGUUUCCUCAAAGCUUUUUUUCUAUGUGGGCAGAUCGCCCACAUAGAAAAAAAGUUGCUAUAGUCAUAAGUCAGUGUUUAUUUCACAAUUUCUGGCAAAUACAGUCUCACACUGAUUUCAUGAUAUACAAAUGUACAUUUAUUAUACCACCUGGCAUUUUCUCCCUGUCCUGUUUGAAAAGGACGAGUGGCUAAAAGAGGAAAUGUUUAAGGGGGAGGAAUAUGACAGGCUUUGAGUGAGCUAGGUCACCUCGUAAAGUGCCAGAACCCUGCUGAGUCUGACAUUUCUACUGUCACUGCAAUUUUCUUUUCCAAAGCACCUCCUACGACUUGUAUUUCGUAAGCAGCCCCCACGUACACCACUCGCAACCGGUCACCCCCAUCCCACCCACUGACCGCCUUUACAAACGUAGGUGUGUUAAAAGUGCAGCCAUAUGGGAUAAAGUAGUGAAAAGGAAAAUUACCAGAAGCUGUUUCAUUUGUGUAUGUGGAGAAGUGUGGAGGAUGAUUUGCUGAUCUUAUCACGCAAUAAUUGGAACAAUAUCUCGUCGUAUUAGAAUAGCCAAUCAUGUCCAGUCAGUUUUCAUUGUUCUAACUUCCACCCUUAGCUCUCUCUUCCUUUUCAACUCACUGGUCUGCAAGGACAGUGAAGUCAUAUUAAUGAGCUCAGGGAUUGUGACCUAAAAUUGGGUUAAGAGACAAAGAGGUUACAGGCAGAUAAUUAUUCAUGAAGGAAUAUACACAUUACCUGUUCUCCAGCUUCAUGUCCAAGAUUGGCAGGAAAUUGUAUUGUAGUGACAGGGAAUCUGGCCUUUAACGAAAAGGGCAGAGAUCAAGCCCUGGUGUCAGUAAGCAUCAAGCCAGCUGAACUGUCCUUUAGUAUGACACUGGAUGCUCAACCACUUCCACUUUGCCUUCGGACUAAAUCUUUGCAUGAAAUAAAAGAAAGUAAGAAUUUUGGACAUCUGGAUUCAUAAUAAUUGGCUGCUAGCCAUUAUAUUCCACCAAACAGAUGGAAACAGUCUUUCUUAGGCCAAAGAAGUAAGAUUGUACUUGGAAAAAUGGAUAUAAGGACAUUUUAUCAUCACUUCUCAACGCUCUGUUAUGAGAUUUAUAACAUUUAUAUUUUACGAUCUUACAGGUAUACUUAUUAAACUUUCCAUUCAUUCAAUAAAACACCUAAGAAAAUCAUGUCAUCAUCAGUCAGAACUCCCUAAUUUCCAGCUAACAAAGACGUGGUCUUGUUUUGAAGUACUGACCUGCUAUCUAAAACCAAACACCUAUGUGAAUUCAGUUUUAGAGUGCACUUUCCCUUUACAGCUCCACCCAUUUUUAUAUGGUUUUCUGACACAGUGUAAACCCUUGCAUGUGCUGCUUCAGCGACAGGUUAUUUGUCUUUGAUUAAUGACUUAAUUUAAAGAUGGCCAGUCCAUGUUGCCUCAUGAGAAAGUUAGUACAUUUACAGCACACCACACUAUCCUUCUUUCUUCUACCUCUCCUGUCUUUAUUCUGUUUUUUUGUGCACAAGCUCGUAUUUGUAAAUCUCACAGCAUCCUACCCGCACAGCCACAGAGCAACCAACCAGAUGUCUAGUGUUGACAGGUGCAACACGGUGACAAAUCACUACAGCAUCUGUCAAACACCAUGAAUCACACUAUUGCUGCCUGCUCAUGCUUACUCAGUUAUUUCUUCUCUCUGUACUCACUAUAUGAAUAUGUUGAAAACCACAUGUGUACGUUUAACUGCUUAUUUUUGUGUGUAAGAGACCCGUAGCAUGUGCAUGUGAAUGACCUGUCAGUCAACCUCAAUGAUUUCUUGGCUCCAGAUUUUGAUACUGUAUGGUAUCAAAGACAUGAUGGAAAGAAUUUCAUUGUAUGCAUCUUUCAACACUCAGUGGGUCUUUAAAUUAUUUUCUUGGCAGUGAAUAAAGACAUUAAUAAUUUGUGAGAUUUGUCACAAUAUGAAGAUCAUUCCCAUCUAUCCACAUCUUAAUUAUCUUCUGUUUUUUAAUUUUGUUAUAGACUUCACAGUAAUGCAUUAGCAGAGAUGUGCUACAUUGCUCUUUUACAUGUGUUUUUGUGAAGCAUCGUUUCAGUACAUUGUUGCAAAGACAUGCUGAGGGAAAGUCUUGGUAUAAAAAAGUAAUCUCUCUUAUUUCUUUAUGAAGGAUAAUUGGUCAUAAAACGGUAGAUCCACAUUUAAUGUGCUCUGUUUAGUUCUACAAA
Messenger RNA from Labrus mixtus (cuckoo wrasse), 3183 nucleotides. It is a transcript of the gene ccdc169, whose product is annotated as coiled-coil domain containing 169. Bases 1 to 837 code for a protein of 278 amino acids. NCBI's taxonomy places the organism in Eukaryota, Metazoa, Chordata, Actinopteri, Labriformes, Labridae. The transcript is spliced from 8 exons. The record is from RefSeq and is a predicted model, not a curated record.